Molecule: messenger RNA, 712 nt
Organism: Ceutorhynchus assimilis (cabbage seed weevil)
Lineage: Eukaryota; Metazoa; Arthropoda; Insecta; Coleoptera; Curculionidae
Source: the annotation of a GenBank genome assembly
UUUGUUUUCAUUUAAUUUGUUUUCGGUUUUUGGCCUAUCUUUGAUAAUUAUUUCUUAAUGAAUAAUCAUCAAAAUGGAAAAUAAUCAACUAAUUAAAUUUGAUGUUGAUAUUGCAGAAACGUGCAAGGUUAAAUUAUUGAAUAUACUACCUGACGUACCAACAGUCGUUACAAAAUUAAGAAAAUCCAUGUAAUAUUGAAAAUCAAAAAUUCAUAGCAGAACUGCGAACAAAUUGUUCAGACAAACAGAGUGCUAUAAAUUGGAAAGAAAAAUUUGAAGAACUUAGCUACACCAGCUACAACGUAGACAGUACCUUUAACGAAAAUACCUUAAAAACUAUUUUUAAAUGCAUCUUUCACUGUUUACAUAAUACCAGGCCACCUAAAAGAGUCAAAACACCUCACUAUAAACAUGUUGAUUGUCCAGCAAAACUAACCAUUAAUGUCAAGAAUCCAAAAAUGAAAAAGAGUAAGGAUAUGUAUUUGAAAGAAUUUCCCUGUGUUAUUUCCAUUCGGUAUACUCACAACCAUUCCCUUUUUUGUGCUGAUGUACUGCGCCAUAAGAGACCUUCACAAGCAGCAGUUUAGAGAGUUAUUUGGGAAAGGUCAUUCCCCUUCUUCCGCAUUGGAAAUAUAUAAAAUGGAGUUACAAGACCUGGAUCCACAAAACUAUUAUAAAAUUGUAGCUGAUGGCUCAAAAUGCCCAACACGUC